This is a messenger RNA of Entamoeba dispar SAW760, 1611 nucleotides long. RefSeq lists its product as uncharacterized. The transcript has a single exon. Bases 1 to 1611 code for a protein of 536 amino acids. NCBI's taxonomy places the organism in Eukaryota, Evosea, Mastigamoebida, Endamoebidae. The record is from RefSeq and is a predicted model, not a curated record.
AUGGAAGAAAGGAUUAAUAAAAUUGAAAAAAUUCUUCGUUUAUUACAACAAAAAGUAAAAGACAACGAAGCCAAAAUCGAACAACAAGAGAGUAUUUUAACUGGUGUUGAAGAAAAAACUGAUGCACUAAGUCAGUCAUAUAAAAUUCUUGAAGGAGGAGUUAACAACUUAACUAAAAACAAAGAUUUUAAUGAUAGAAUAGAUAAAAUAGAAUUAAUUGUUCGUAAAAUAAGUGAAAAAGUUAAAGGGGCUAUAAAUGAUGGAGACAUUACUGGAAACGAUGUUUUAUUAAAAAAGAUUGAAGGACAAAAACACAUCCUUUUAACACUUCAGGACAACUAUACGAUUCAUGAAUCCACUAUUAAUCAAUUAAUUUCUACUAUUGACAAAAUUAAUACUACAGUUGUUCCAGUUUUGAGACAAACAAUAGUUGCCUUAAAUAAAAAAAUUGCUGAUAACAAAGGAAGUAUAUUAGAAUUACAAAGUAAAGUCAAUGGAAUAUCUUCAUGUUCUUCCGUUGGUGAACUUUCUGUUGAUAUAGGAGAAGUUAAACAAAUCAAGAAUGAUAAUGCUGAAUUGAGAGAGACUAUUAAAUUAAUGAAACAACAAAUUGAAGCAAAUAAUGAGUUAAUGAAAGGGUCAAUUAAUAAGAUUAACCAAGUUACGAGUGAAGCAAGAGGAAGACCUAAUUCAGAAAUGUUAGAGAAAAAAGUAAUUGAUGAAUUUAAUCAACAAAUAGAAAAAGAAUUACAAAAGAAGGAUAAAGAAAUAAUUUCAUUAAAAACUGCUCAAAACUCACUUAAAACUGAAAUAGAAAAUUUAAAAGGAUUACGUAAUGAUAUUGAAGAAAUAAAACGUACAAGUAGGUCUUCUUCUCCUCUUUGUGGACUAGAAGAUUCUACAAAAAAGGUUCGAGGGAAUUCUAUUUCUAUUGCAACAACUCGAUCCACUUCAAUUCAAUCACUCAAUGCCUCAUCAAAAGAACCGUGUUAUAUUAGUUCAUUGCCAUUAUCUAAAUCAGGUGAGGAUUUCAUAGAAGUAACACAAAGAGAUAUUGAAGAUUAUAUAUCUCAAUUAAAUGUUUGUGAAAAUAUAGGAGGGUAUUAUAGAACAAUGUCAAAUUGGUGUAACUUCGUUACACCUCGAGUCCUUUAUUUUAAUAAUAGUUUUGAACGGUUUGACUUGAAAGAAUUUAAUCAGUCAAUAGUUGGAUUGGCUAAUGUUAUGAUAAUAAUUGGGAAUAAGAAGAAUGAAAUAUUUGGUACUUUUUCAGGUAAAAUGAUACCACAACCACCAGGAAGUCCAGCAAAGAAAGAUAAAGACUGUAUUUUCUUAGAAGAUGAUCCUUCUCAUUUUAUCUUUAGUUUAAGUAAUAGUAAAGGAGAAAGGCGUAAGUUUCUUCUCCAAGGAAGUAAUAGAGAUACUGUUGGUGUUUACAAUGAGAAGAGUAAAGAUCAUAUUUUUAACUGUGCUUAUUUCUUUGUAUUGAAAAGAAAAGAAGGAAAAUUUUUUGAUUCAUUUGAUAAAGCAUAUGGAUGUUGUGGGUUCCCUAUAUGUGAGUCUAAGUCAUUUAAACCAUCUUAUAUCGUUGCUAUUCAAUGGAGUAAAUAA